Messenger RNA from Tarenaya hassleriana, 1062 nucleotides. RefSeq lists its product as uncharacterized. The coding region runs from base 34 to 945 and encodes 303 amino acids. The record is from RefSeq and is a predicted model, not a curated record. Lineage: Eukaryota; Viridiplantae; Streptophyta; Magnoliopsida; Brassicales; Cleomaceae. The transcript is spliced from 3 exons.
AUAAAGCAAAAUUUUUUGCUUCGUGCCGUACUGAUGUGGACAAUUAGUGAUUUUCCAGCAUACUCGAUGUUGUCUGGUUGGACAACGCAUGGUCGGCUAGCUUGUCCGUACUGUAUGGAUGAGACCGACGCAUUUUGGUUGCCGAACGAGAGAAAAACGAGUUGGUUUGAUUGUCAUCGUCGUUUCUUGUCAAGGAAUCAUGCAUUGCGCCGAAACAAGAAGAAUUUUCGUAAGAAUCGCGUGGUAAGUAAUUCUAGUCCGCUUGAACUGACGGGAGAUGAAAUAUUAUUCGAACGGAUUGAAGACUGUGUGAGAUCAUAUGGGUUAGGGGUUACUACAGAAGUCGGUGGAAAUGGUCAUUUGCCGAUUCAAGGAUAUGGCGAAUAUCAUAAUUGGCACAAAAAAAGUAUAUUUUGGGAAUUGCCAUAUUGGAGACAUCACAAGUUGCGACACAAUCUUGAUGUCAUGCAUAUCGAGAAGAACUUUUUCGAUAACAUCAUAAACACGGUGUUGAAUGUACCUCAAAAGUCGAAGGACAAUCCAAACUCAAGGAAGGAUAUAAAAUCAAUUUGUUUGAGGAAGGAGUUGGAACUUACAGAAGAUGGGAAGGCACCGGUUCCAGUUUUUCGUGUAUUUGGAGAAGCGCAGAAGAAUUUUUUUCGGUGGUUGAAGGAUGAUAUAAAAUUUCCUGAUGGUUACUCUUCAAAUCUGGCGCGAUGUGUUGAUAUUGGAGGGAAUAAAUUAACGGGUAUGAAAAGUCAUGAUUGUCAUGUCUUUAUGCAACGAUUGCUUCCAAUAGCAUUUGCAGAACUACUUCCACAUCAUGUACACGAGAGUCUAUCAGGGAUCAGCUCAUUUUUUCGGGUGAUUUGCAGUCGGACGCUUAAACUUGAAGAUAUCACCAUGUUGAAACAAAACAUAGUUCUGGUGGAUGUACCCGUUUGAAAGAUUUAUGUACCAUUUGAAGAAAAAGGCAAAACAAAAAAUCUUUGUUGAAGGAUCAAUUGCUGAACAGUAUAUCAAUGAGGAAAUAUCAUUCUUUACCUCAUAUUAUUUUGAAGA